Molecule: messenger RNA, 1663 nt
Organism: Anopheles gambiae (African malaria mosquito)
Lineage: Eukaryota; Metazoa; Arthropoda; Insecta; Diptera; Culicidae
Exons: 3
Coding region: 296-1567 (423 amino acids)
Source: RefSeq, a predicted model, not a curated record
AAAUUGUACUCCAGAUUGAUUCAGCUAGCAGUGCAUCUUGGUCACUAGUAGCGAUACACACAGGUUUCAAUUGCCCAACCAAUCUAAGAAGCACACCUCGCAGAUGAUGUCUUUCUGGAUGUAUCAAAUACAGCACCAACAAUUUAUGACACCAGAACUAGAUCUACGUUGACGUCACUUCCAAUGGUAGUGGCCGUUUAGUAUAAAGACUAACCGAGCGGCAGGUGCUCACUCACAAAGCCUCCGUUUCUUGUGACUAACAGCACCAGUGACAAACAGUCGGAAGUAAAGAAUAAUGCCAGAAAAUACCAUACCAGCUUGCCUGAACGCAUCCGCCGAUGCACCGGACUGGCUAAACGAAGCGUACGUGGAGCAAAUGCUGCGCUGCGCGUUUAAGGACGCAUCAAUCAAAGUGCGCAAGCUGGAUGUAUACUAUGCCGUGCCGAAAGGGAACAACUAUGCUAGCAUCAUAUUUCGCAUCGGUGUUACGUACCACUCCCAGUUACAGUACGAAAUAUCACGCACCUUCAUUGUCAAAGGCAUGAUCACGGAGGGAAUUGCAGGCGAGAAGCUGCGCCAGUACGACGUGCAGCGCAAGGAGAUGGACGUGUACCAAUUUGUGAUUCCCGAGCUGAAGCUCCUGAUGAAAUCGAUCGGCGAGCCGGGCGAGCUGUAUCCUACCGCGCUGAUAGUGGAUCGCAAGCGUGAGGUGAUCGUGUUUAAGGAUCUGACCCCGGACGGCUACCGGAUGGUGGACCGGACGCAGGGCAUGGACAUGGUGCACAUGAAAAUGGCUAUCAAGCUGAUGGCCAAAAUGCAUGCCAGCUCGCUGAAGAUGCGCGAGCAGCAGCCCAACAUAUUUGUGCCGUACAACACGUGCAUCGUGACGCGCGAAACGGACGCUUUCUAUCCGAUGUUUGUGCACAUCUUUAACGCACUGACGGACGAGGUUGGCAAAUGGGGAUCGGAAUGGAAGUACUAUCACGAGAAGCUGCAGCAGCUGGCACCGAACUUUGUCGAGUACUCACAGCGCGUGGUGGACAACGAUCCGGCCAGCGAUGAUUUGUGCGUGUUUGUGCAGGGUGACAUGUGGGUGAACAAUUUCCUGUACAAGUAUGAUGGGCAGGGCAAUCCGAUCGAUGCGGUUCUGCUGGAUUUUCAGUACUGCACGUACGGCACACCGAUGAUCGAUUUCUGCUACCUUUACUACACCUCGGCUAGGGAUGACAUCAGACAGAACUGUUUCGAUGAGCUGCUCCAGUUCUACUACUAUCAGCUGGUGGACUACGCACGACGGUUGCAGUACCGGGCGCGGUUGCCAACACUCUAUCAGUUUCUGCAGCAAACGCAACGGAAAAUGUUCUACGCUGUGUACUCCACCUUCAUUGCAUUACCGGUACAGAUGAAUGACAAUACGGCUGAUGCCGAUUUCGAAGCAUUGAUGUGCAACGACGAGCGGGCACAGAGCUUUAAGCGCAUGAUUGUGGCGAACGACAAAUACCAAACCAUCCUGCGCGGUUUGCUGCCACAGUUCGAUCGCAAGGGUCUGUUGGACAAAUUGGACUAGACUCCAUUUGGAAAGUCUCAAAUAUUCUUCUACCUAUCUUUAUUAUCAAUAAACAAAAUCCAGUAAGGUCUGAAGCCUUUCAACCGCUGGGCCUGU